AUGAGAGAGGCGAACAAUAAGUCUGAACUUCUAACACCCUUGCUCAUAACUGCUCUUGUUAUCGUGUUUCUCAUCAUGACUCUUCUCUGGUUUAAGCAUUUACAUGGAAUUUCUGGGAGCGACACCUCUCUUGUAAGGACAGGCGAAUCUGCCCUCAACAGUAGGUGUCAACGGCUAGAUUCUCAAGGGCCCUCAUCGCCGGUCAAUACCGCUUAUACACCAGAUACAGGGCCGAGAAUACAGCGCUUGAUCCGGAAACACAACCAGCAGUCAAAUAUAACACCUCCAUUUGUUUUUAGUCAGAAGGCACAGAGCGGUUAUACUAUGCAGAACUAUGGAGUUGCAAAUAAAUUCCCAGACUCUCCUGCAUUGUCGCAUGAUGAACUACAUGAUGUAGGAGCACCAAGCCAUGCACUGUCUAGAUCCACUACGUUAUUUCCAUUAAGUUCUGGAGGUCGUGGCGGUGGCUUUAGAGCACAGCAGUCAAUACCAUUGCGCCAACUGUCAAAAGACCAUACAUACGUAGAAUCGAACGCUCAACAUCCAUAUGGAGGCGAAAGUAGCAACUCAUAUCAGGAUAGCUCCUACGGGCAGUCUACUUACCGUGAAUACCAUCGAGACUAUGCAAGACCAAGCAUGAGGCAGGAAGUAGAAGACAGCUCAAAUACGGUUGGCUCUAGCCCUCGUGGUCAGAACUUUAGCUUUACCAGCAGUCCUCGUCCGUUAAGGGGCCAGCCGAUGCACACGUCUCCAGACAGAUAUAGACUUGGCCAGCCUGCAUAUGGACAGAGUGGCUCACAUAGCCCACCAAAGUCUGGAGGCGGUGAGUCUUCACUUUCUUACCUCCGGCCUAACCCUCUCCGCAUCCAUAAGGCUCGAUCCGGCCCCGUACCUUCCACCUUCUCCAGUAAUGGAUAUUCCCAUGGCAUGACUCGUCUGGAGAACACGAGACAGGGAAGCUUGGAAAAUGCAGAUCACGACACUAAAGGUCAACCAUCCUCCGACUACCAUCAUCCACGACAGAAUUGGCAGUCCCAGACCCAGGACUAUUCAACGGAAAGUGAUUUAAAGUGGAAAGGAAAGGGGGUGGUGCCAAGUGGGGAAGAUAAACCACUGAUGCCUGGAGGCUCUUCUAGAUUCCGCACGGGCCAAUCUCCCAUCCACCCCUUUGGAAGACAACACAGCCAAAACAAACUUGGCCCAUCUGGCGGGGAUACCGGGGCGGAGGGAAGGCCCUUAGAACACUAUACAACGGCACCUGAGCAGGCACCAGUUGCAUAUGGGCUGCCUCCUUUGGGCAGAGAAAAUGCAGCAACGCAGACAGACCUGGGUGGCGAGGGGAGCCCUGAUAUAGGGGAGAGAAAGUUGAGUAUGUUUGACUUGGUCUCUCGACUUAGAAAUUGA
This is a messenger RNA of Microsporum canis CBS 113480, 1404 nucleotides long. RefSeq lists its product as uncharacterized. The coding region runs from base 1 to 1404 and encodes 467 amino acids. Lineage: Eukaryota; Fungi; Ascomycota; Eurotiomycetes; Onygenales; Arthrodermataceae. The transcript is spliced from 3 exons. The record is from RefSeq and is a predicted model, not a curated record.